Messenger RNA from Amoebophrya sp. A25, 386 nucleotides. Lineage: Eukaryota; Dinophyceae; Syndiniales; Amoebophryaceae. The record is from the annotation of a GenBank genome assembly.
AUGGCCGUGGUGAUCCAUCAGCCGGCUCGCGACGCCUAUCGCCUGUUCGAUGACUUGAUUCUCCUGAAUCGUGGUAAGCUGAUCUACAGUGGCCCGCGCGAGGGCUGUGGCCAGACGCUGCGCGAAAUGCGGCAAUCGAUCAAACAACGCAGCAAGAGAAAGCAAAGCGAGGCUAGAGAGAAGCAGAAACAAACAGCGGAAGAGAUCCGACGCAAAAUGAUGUUGCGACGACGGCGAAGCACGAAAAACUUAGGUUCGGCGGCAGACAUCCUAGAAUUCGAAGCAGAAGAGGUUGCUGCCAGACAGCGGGAACGCGCUGCGCGCAGAUCAUCCCUCACUCUCGCUGGUACAACUAAAGUAAAUAGCAGCUCUGGGGUAGGUGGCGC